Drosophila elegans is the source of this 2033-nucleotide messenger RNA. It is a transcript of the gene Ns3, whose product is annotated as large subunit GTPase 1 homolog. Gene Ontology annotation, molecular function: GTP binding; GTPase activity. Gene Ontology annotation, cellular component: cytosol. Bases 112 to 1929 code for a protein of 605 amino acids. NCBI's taxonomy places the organism in Eukaryota, Metazoa, Arthropoda, Insecta, Diptera, Drosophilidae. The record is from RefSeq and is a predicted model, not a curated record. The transcript has 4 exons. Gene Ontology annotation, biological process: ribosomal subunit export from nucleus.
UAUUGAUUCCAUCGUACCACCGCUACCGUUGCACGUGUUUUUAUUUGUAUCACACAAAUAUAUUUCAUUUCGUACCGUUUCGCGUAAAUUUUGGAAUCUGAUAGCUGUGCCAUGGGCAAGAAGAACAAGGGCGGAGCGCCCAACCUGGGCCGCCAGCUGAUCAAGGAUCGCUUUGGCCACACACCCCGCCGCAAGGUGGACAACGACACGAUGCUGCACACCACCGAGCUGCAGGACGGCUACGACUGGGGCCGCCUCAACCUGUCCUCCGUGACCGAGGAGUCCUCGUUCCAGGCCUUCCUGCGCACCGCCGAGCUGGCCGGCACGGAGUUCCAGGCGGAGAAGCUGAACAUCACGUUCGUGAACCCCAAGCAGCGGGUGGGCCUGCUCAGCAAGACGCAGGAGCAGCGCAUGCACCAGAAGCACGACGAGCACCGCGACCAGCUGAAGAUCCCGCGACGCCCCAAGUGGAGCAAGGAGACCAGCGCCGAGGAGCUGGAGCGGGCCGAGAACGAAGCCUUCCUCGACUGGCGCCGCGACCUGGCGCUGCUGCAGGAGGACGAAGAGAUCCUGAUGACGCCCUACGAGAAGAACCUCGAGUUCUGGCGCCAGCUGUGGCGCGUGGUGGAGCGCUCCGACGUGGUCGUCCAGAUCGUGGACGCCCGCAAUCCGCUGCUCUUCCGCAGCGUCGACCUGGAGCGCUAUGUGAAGGAGGUGGACCCCAGCAAGAUGAACAUGAUCCUGGUGAACAAGUCGGACCUGCUCACCGCAGAGCAGCGUCGCCACUGGGCCGAGUACUUCGACAGCGAGGGCAUUCGCACGGCCUUCUACUCGGCCACUUUGGUGGAGGAGGAGCUGAAGCAGGAGGCGGAGGCGGCGCGCCAGGAGUCCUUUCCCGAAGUGCGGCAGCUGCGCGAGGCCGCCGAGGAGAUUCACCAGUCGCUGGACAAGGUGGAGGACACGCUGAGCGCCAUCGAGCAGAAGCUAAUGGUGAACAAGGAGGAGCUUCCUCUUCCACUGCAGCCGGGUGAUAAGAACAGCUCCCGGUUGCUGUCCCGCCUGGAACUCAUCGAGUUCCUGCGCCACAUCUACAGCGGUCCGCGACACACGGAGCAGCACGUGACCAUCGGCAUGGUCGGCUAUCCCAACGUGGGCAAGAGCAGCACCAUCAACUCGCUGAUGACGGUCAAGAAGGUGUCCGUCUCGGCCACGCCCGGCAAAACCAAGCGCUUCCAGACGCUCUUCCUGGACAAGGACAUCCUGCUCUGCGACUGUCCCGGCCUGGUGAUGCCCAGCUUCGUGCUGACCAAGGCGGACAUGCUGCUCAACGGCAUCCUGCCCAUCGACCAGAUGCGCGACCACGUCCCAGCCGUCAACCUGCUGUGCGAGCGCAUUCCGCGCCACGUCCUCGAGGACAAGUAUGGGAUCGUGAUAGCCAAGCCGCUGGAAGGCGAGGACAUGGAGCGUCCACCGCAUUCGGAGGAGCUGCUGCUGGCCUAUGGCUACAAUCGCGGUUUCAUGACCUCCAACGGACAGCCGGACCAGGCGCGCUCCGCCAGGUACGUGCUCAAGGACUACGUCAACGGCAGACUGCUGUACGCCAUGAGCCCGCCCUCGCUGCCCCAGCCGGAGUACCACACUUUCCCGGAGCGCCAGCGCAAGGUCAUCGAGGAAUCGCAGCUGCCCAGCCAGCAACAGCGAGCCAUGCGGAUUGACAAGAGCACGUCCAAGGAGCUGGACAAGCAGUUCUUCGACAACAAGCCCACCCAUGCCCACGUCAAGGGACGCACCAACUUCCCGAACGUGCGCCUGGCCAACGAUGGCUCCCUGGUGACCGGCGCCGAUCCGGCGGCCAAGCCCUGGCGUCACGUGAAGAAGGAUCGGCGCGAGAAGCUGCGCAAAAAGUUCUCACACCUGGACGAGCACUGAUUUGUGAGCCCAUAGUUAUUUAUUCCCUAGGGCGUGUCUGCCAGGCACUUGAAUAUUAUUAGCACUAGACUUACGUAGCUAUUAAAGUUCACUGAAACUAAAAA